CGCAAAGCAGAAAAACACGGAAAUGCCAUGUUAGAAGAACCUUACCAUGGGCAACACCUCGCGUUAAUGUCGUCCUUAGAAUAGUUUUAUCAAAUCACAAGGGCUCUACAUCAUAUCGAGUGUAAUAUUUCACUUUACCUGAGAGUGUAUCCGGGUAAUGCUCGUAGUGUGGUUAAUGGUUUUGUAGCCGAGCUGCUCUUUGCUUCGUUGAAACACUGAAAGCAAACUGUUAGAAAGCUCCUACAUGAGCAGCUGGAGAAGAUGCCUGCUCGUAACGUUGUGUCCAGCGCGAUUCCUAGCAGCAAAGUUAAGUACUCCAGGUUAGCCUCUGACGAUGACGGCUACAUUGACCUACAGUUCAAAAGGAACCCACCCAAAGUCCCAUACAAAGCCAUAGCGCUAGCCACAGUGCUCUUCCUUAUCGGCUCUGUGCUAAUCAUCAUUGGUGCCCUUCUCCUGGCUGGAUACUUUGGAGUCACUCACUCAGACCGAACUGUGCCUGUCCUCAUCAUCGGGAUCCUUGUCUUCCUGCCUGGAUUUUACCACCUACGGAUAGCUUACUAUGCAUCAAAGGGAUACCCAGGGUACUCCUAUGAUGAUAUCCCAGACUUUGAUGACUGAGCCACUGACCCACACCAUAGCUCGGUGUGCUAACAUGUACUCCUACUGUAUUGGCUGUGCUCAAUUUAAGCUAUUGAUACAGAAUAUUGUACAUUUGUUUUGUUAGCUUGUUGAAUUCAUUAAGUGAUUCAGUAGUGCUUUUUUAUUUAUAUAAUGUUAUUUUAUUAUUUAGAUAGAUGAUAUUGGCACUAUUUAAUCAUACUCAUUUAAUUAAAGUAAAAUUUAAAGUGUCAGAUUAUGGCCUAUUUAAUAGAAACAUUGUCUUAUAACUUAACUCUUAGUUGGUCAACAAUAGAACACAAUAUGGCUGAUAACUGUGGACGACGUUUAAAGUAGAUAAAUAAGAUAAGUAGAUACAGUAGAAUAAAGUAGAUAAAUAGAUUUGCAUCACAGUUUUGAUGACAAUGUGCUAAAUCUCAACCUGAACAGACUUGGCUAAGUGAUAUAAAAUGCAUAUCUUGUCUGGCAUAAAAAUGAUUUUAAUAAAAGGAUGUUUAUUGUUUA
Molecule: messenger RNA, 1125 nt
Organism: Monopterus albus (swamp eel)
Lineage: Eukaryota; Metazoa; Chordata; Actinopteri; Synbranchiformes; Synbranchidae
Gene: tmem230b
Product: transmembrane protein 230b
Exons: 3
Coding region: 262-621 (119 amino acids)
Biological process (GO): synaptic vesicle transport
Cellular component (GO): endomembrane system; synaptic vesicle
Source: RefSeq, a predicted model, not a curated record